AUGGUGGCGGCACGUCGUGUGAUGUGCGUGUGGGCCCUCGCCCUCUGCUGGGCGUCAUUCUGCGUGGCGGCUCAGGAGACGGUGGAGGCGAAAAUGUGUGGCGACAAGAGGCUUAAAGAAAACGAGGAAUGCCAAAAGGGUGUAGUUGUGACAAAAAGUUCAGAAAAUGAGCCAGAUCCAAAAGAUGAAUCAAAAGGUCAGGAGAUGAGCGCACAAGAAGAUAGGGAUGGGUCGGGGGAGGUAGAUAGGAAUGGUGAAGCUUGUCCGACAAAGACCCCGUCGCCUACAGGUCCUAAGUGCACUACGCAGAGGAUUGAAGAAAAUCGGCAAGAUCAAAUCCAGGAAGGGAGCCGUAUUUCCGGCUUGCCAAGCGGUUCUGAUAAGUUGUCAACGGAAGAUUUUUCGGAAACUGAUGUAGACAGCAUACCUGAAUGCCCUGAAGGAAGGGAGGCGCAAAGGCCAGUUUUUAAGGACAAAACUUGUGUUCCCAAAGGUCAACCUGGGAAGGUUUCAAAAGAACCCCAAAAAGGUAUUGAUGGCAAGGACGUGACCACCACCCCUGACCGAGGUUCUCAUCUCAACCCUGCACCACCAAGAGACGGACCUAACGGGGGGCCCAAGACGGUGGGAUCCUCACUGGGAGGGCACAUGGGUGCUGUCACCGUGCAGACAGGCCAUGGAGCCGGUGCUUCAAACAGAGCCUCGGCUCCACCGCCAGCGGGUUCCCCUGCAAAGACGGAUCAGGCUGCCAGCGGAUCCAGUUCUGAGAAAUCUGCACUUGCUUCAUCCCCAGCGGUGGCGGGAACUCAACAGAGCCCGCCAGAUGGUGGUGGCGACGCUCAAACAGAAUCCUCAUCGAACAAAGCAGCGGUCACUCUAAAGGAGACCACUCCUAUUGAAGAAGAAAUUAAGAAAGAGGCGCCUGACACCACCCAAGUCUCGUCUACUACAACAAACCCCGAAGCUUCUGCUGCAGGGGUCAAGCAGCCCGAAGCGGAUGCCUCCACGGCCACCAAAACAGACGCGACCACCGCCACGAUGGCUGCUGCUCCUCUGCUGGUGGCAGCGCUGGCCAGCAUUGCUGUGCUCCAAGCGGUGUGGUAG
Molecule: messenger RNA, 1104 nt
Organism: Trypanosoma grayi
Lineage: Eukaryota; Euglenozoa; Kinetoplastea; Trypanosomatida; Trypanosomatidae
Exons: 1
Coding region: 1-1104 (367 amino acids)
Source: RefSeq, a predicted model, not a curated record